AUGCUCUGACAAGUCUCGGACAAAAUGAUAAGUUCACAAAAUACAAUUAUGACUGUCUGGUACAAAAAUGAGACAUUAACUCAUCCUUUUCUCCUUUUUUUCCCCUUGCAGCACAUGGGGGUGAAAUAAUACAUGGCAAAAAGGUCCCAGAUGACUUAAUGCUGUAUAUGGCCUCGGUGCAGAACAAUCAAGGUCAUGUUUGUGGAGGAUUUCUUAUCAGUAAAGACUUUGUGGUCACUGCCGCCCACUGUGACUAACAGAAGCCUACAAGUGUCGUUCUUGGCACCCACAAUCUCAAGAAGAUUAACAAUACCACCAUGAAAUACAGUGUAAGCAGAUGCAAGUACCCACAGUAUAAGGAUGCUAAGUUUGGUGAUGACAUCAUGCUUCUCAAACUGUCUAAAAAAGCUCGACUGGACAAAAGAGUACAGUCGAUUCAGCUGCCAAAGGGUGAAAUUAAAUUGAAAGACAAAGCAAAGUGUCGUGUGGCUGGAUGGGGCUUCACAAAAACUGGUGGUAAAAGUGUUAAUGAGCUGCAAAUGGUGGAGGUGCCUGUUGUCAAACUGGAGGAAUGUAGGAGAAAAUGGAAGCAAAUUAGAUUUGAUCUUCCAAACAAUGUCACCUGUGUGGGUGGAAGCGGAACAACCAAAGGAUUCUGUAAGGGUGACUCUGGUGGUCCUCUAGUGUGUGGCGGGAUGGCUGUUGGCAUUGUGUCGUUCAACAUGAAGAACAACUGCGACUACCCAAAUGUACCUAAUGUCUACACAGAUACUUCAAGAUACCUGCAGUGGAUCAAAAAAAUUCUCAGGCAAAAACGUUGCUAAACAUAACACAGCAUAGCAGACAUUUCUUGUACUGCAGAGUUAUUUCUGUGCUUGCUCAUGAUGAAAAAUACAAAAAUAAACUUUGCUUUCAAA
Messenger RNA from Amphiprion ocellaris (clown anemonefish), 917 nucleotides. RefSeq names its product granzyme B(G,H)-like. Gene Ontology annotation, biological process: proteolysis. Lineage: Eukaryota; Metazoa; Chordata; Actinopteri; Pomacentridae. The transcript is spliced from 4 exons. The record is from RefSeq and is a predicted model, not a curated record. The coding region runs from base 318 to 824 and encodes 168 amino acids. Gene Ontology annotation, molecular function: serine-type endopeptidase activity.